This is a messenger RNA of Eimeria mitis, 321 nucleotides long. RefSeq lists its product as uncharacterized. Lineage: Eukaryota; Apicomplexa; Conoidasida; Eucoccidiorida; Eimeriidae. Bases 1 to 321 code for a protein of 106 amino acids. The transcript has a single exon. The record is from RefSeq and is a predicted model, not a curated record.
AUGGUUUUUGAAAAGCUGAGCACCGGGCAGAGCCGUCGACCCAGGCUUGCAAAGAAAGGGCUGCGUAAACCGAAAGCUCUGACGGAACGAGGCGGGGAGGAUUACAGGGUGAUGGAGGUACUAGAUCAGAUGACGCGCCAUGAGGAAGAUGGACCUCCACCGGUAGUGUGGGAGGGUCCAGCAGAGGAAGCGCGCGAGAAGGGGGGCAAGAAGCGGAGGGAGGAGAGGCAGGACCUCUCUCUUGGGAGAUACGGGUGGCGAGGCCGGCCAAAUCGCAACAAUUUAGGCGUUGACCUGUUGUAUGGGGGUGGGCUGAAAUAA